Molecule: messenger RNA, 2307 nt
Organism: Rosa chinensis
Lineage: Eukaryota; Viridiplantae; Streptophyta; Magnoliopsida; Rosales; Rosaceae
Product: 26S proteasome non-ATPase regulatory subunit 10
Exons: 5
Coding region: 1406-2125 (239 amino acids)
Cellular component (GO): cytoplasm; nucleus
Molecular function (GO): protein binding
Source: RefSeq, a predicted model, not a curated record
UAACCACUAGCAAAUGGUUCAUCCCAGAGGAGUGACUCUAAGAACACAGGGUGGUGUUUGACCACUUUUACAUAUAUGGCUAAUGCAUCUUGUGUUCUCAGGUCACCCCUUUGAGACACACUGUUUCUGUCUCGAUUAUAUACCAAUAUAUGUAUAUGUUUUAUCUUGUGAAGUGUUUCAAUGAAAAAAUAAAUAAUACCUCAUUUGUCUUCUCCAUCCAAAUCAAGCAUCCUCUCCCCACCUCUUAAUUCUAAAUCUUUUUGUUGUUUGUAUUUCGGUAAACAUGUAUGAUUUUCAUUGAACCACUUCACCAGAUAAGCAUUAGUUUAUGCGUAUGAGUGUGCAUCCAAGAAUUACAAGAGAGUUUGAUUCAUUUGGUUUAGCUAUUGCAUCUAGGAUGGAAUUUCUAAACCCCAUUGUAUUAAUCACAUUUCUAUAUUUGUUUUUUUUCAUUUCAUUAAUGUAAAACUUUAUACAAAAUUUUCCACCUUUAUAUCAUUCUAAAAAAAACUUUUGGAUAAAACCACUCUGUCACAUGAUACAAUCAUCUCACUUAACGAUCUGAAUCUUCUCCUUGGCUGGGCAUUAUCCUUGGUUGUCCUUGACUUUUAAUUUUGUUCAUUGAUUCGAAAUCUAAAGAUCAAUUUAUAUACAUAAACAUAGUGCCAAGGAUGAAGACUAGCCAAGGAGACAAUUUGGAUCCCUCGCUUAGAUAGUGCCGCUUUCAUAAGGUAAUUUAUAUAAUUUUUUUAUAGAAAAUUUUACAGACAGUACCUCAACUAAAGUUCAUUCAUCAUUUUGGUACCUCAAAUUCCAAAACUAUCACAUUGGUACCUCGACAUUUAAACUUGACAUAAUUUUCAUACCUUUCAUCCAUAACAACGUUAACUCUUAUCGCCACGUGACUUAUUACGAUGGGCAAUUUCGUCUCUCCCUCUGAUCCACUAUGUUCCCCCCUUCUUCCACUCAACAUGGUUGUAUGGAAGAGACAGAAUUGCCCUUGAAAUAACUUACAUGGUAAUAGAGUUGACACCGUUAUAACUAGAGAGUAUGAAAAUUGUAUCGAUUUUGAAUGUCGAGGUACCAAUAUGAUAGUUUUUAAGUUUAAAGUACCAAAAUAAUGAAUAGAUUUUAUUUAGGAUACUAUUUGUAAAAUUUUCUCCUGUUUUAUUUUUCAUUGCGGAGUAAAAGAGGCGGGAUUGUCCGACAAUCCAAUACAAAAAGUCGAAAAUGCUCUCAAUAUUCCCCUAGAUUUCACCCAAAUAUACCAAAACUACCCUUAGUCGGUUCGGUUCCCGUGGCCGUCUUCCUAUAUUACUCCCACGUCCCCCGGAAGCUGCAAAUUUACGGGAGGUUUAACCCGAAUUCCAAAACCCGGACCUUCAAAAACCCUAACUCUGCACACAUGGAGAUCGAUCAAUCGGAGCCGCAAACCAAAAGCGAAGACCUCUUCAAAGCCGCCGAGACCGGCGACGCUUCGGCGUUCGAAUCUCUCACUCCAAAGCAGCUCGCUUCAGCUUCCUCUCUCAGAAACGAGGACGGCCGCUCCCUCCUUCACGUCGCCGUCUCUUCCGGUCACUCUCAGGUGGUAAAGGUACUGCUAGCUGCUGAUGAAUCGAGUGGUGUGAUAAACAGUAAGGAUGAAGAUGGUUGGGCACCGCUGCAUUCUGCGGCGAGCAGUGGGAAUGUAGUAAUAGUGGAGAUGCUGCUAAGCAAAGGAGCUGAUGUUAAUUUGAAGAACGAUGGUGGUCGCGUUGCACUUCACUAUGCUGCCAGCAAGGGAUGGAUGGAGAUUGCUGAAAAUUUGAUCUCACACGGGGCAAAGCUUAAUGUACAAGACAAGGUUGGUUCCACCCCAUUGCAUCGAGCAGCUAGUACUGGGAAAUCACAAUUGUGUGAACUUCUAAUUGAGGAAGGAGCUGAAAUUGAUGUUGUUGAUAAAGCAGGCCAGACUCCUCUUAUGAGUGCUGUGAUUUGCGAGAACAAGGAGGUUUCUCUCCUUCUAAUAAGGCAUGGAGCAGAUGUGGAUGUGGAAGACAAAGAAGGGUACACAGUGCUUGGUCGAGCUUCGAAUGAGUUCAGACCAUUAUUGAUUGAUGCCGCUAAGGCGAUGCUUGAAGGGUGAUUUUUUAGGACUAAUUUGUUUAUCGAUGGAAAAGCUAAGUAGCAAGGUUGUCUUCUAUGUAUUUGCGGAGAGAUGUUCCGGUUUCCGAAACAUGUUAAUCAAAUUUUCUUUGUUGAUAAGACCAAUUGAAGUUUAAUUUCAAAAAAGAAAAGAAAAAAAAAGACCAAUUGAAGUUUUGUUUG